Carassius carassius (crucian carp) is the source of this 2529-nucleotide messenger RNA. Its product is annotated as rho GTPase-activating protein 22-like. The record is from RefSeq and is a predicted model, not a curated record. Gene Ontology annotation, biological process: signal transduction; activation of GTPase activity. Lineage: Eukaryota; Metazoa; Chordata; Actinopteri; Cypriniformes; Cyprinidae. Bases 285 to 2192 code for a protein of 635 amino acids. The transcript is spliced from 10 exons. Gene Ontology annotation, molecular function: GTPase activator activity. Gene Ontology annotation, cellular component: focal adhesion.
GCUGUAACCAUACAUACACUGCUCAAUGUAGAGGAGCGAUGCUGAAUAAUGCAUCUUCGCCUGGUGGAUGUGGACCAGCGUGUGUGUGUGUGUGUAAGAAAAGGAGAGCGAGCAUGUGUGUGUGAGGAAUCCCUCCCCCAGCCCCCAACCAGCCUGCCACAUGAAGUCAGCGAGCGAGCGGAGAAGAGAGGAGAGAGCGAGGAGGAGAGGAGCAGGAGGGAGAAUGUACCGAGAGAAGAUCUGAGGAGGAGGAAUAUGAAGAGCAUAGGAAGCGCAGCCCAUCGAUGGCAGCCAUGCUGAGUCCAAAGAUCAGACAGACCAGGAGAGCCAGGUCCAAGAGCAUGGUGAUGGGAGAAGCACCACGUGGCUCACCGAGUCUCCAGGAGGGAGUGCUAAAGGCAGGCUGGCUGAAGAAGCAGAGGAGCAUUAUGAAGAACUGGCAGCUGCGCUGGUUUGUGCUGCGUGCUGACCACCUCUACUUCUACAAGGAUGAAGAGGAGACCAAACCACAGGGCUGCAUCUCACUGAAGGGCAGCCAAGUGAAUGAACUGACAGCCAACACAGAAGAACCCGGCCGACAGCUUUUUGAGAUUGUGCCAGCUGGUGAGAAAGACAAGGCUGCGAUGAGCCAUGAGUCUUAUCUACUCAUGGCCAACUCCCAGAGUGACAUGGACGACUGGGUGAAGGCCAUCAGACGGGUCAUUUGGGCUCCUUUUGGAGGAGGCAUAUUUGGCCAGCGUUUGGAGGACACUGCACAAUUUGAAAGUAAGUUUGGUCCUCGUCUCGCCCCUCUCUUCGUGGAGCAGUGUGUGGAUUUCAUCAGGGAACAGGGUCUCGAUGAAGAAGGCUUGUUCCGGAUGCCAGGACAAGCCAACCUCGUGAAGGAGCUUCAGGAGGCCUUUGACUGUGGAGAUAAACCUCAGUUUGACAGUAACACGGAUGUCCACACCGUGUCUUCCCUGCUGAAGCUGUAUCUCAGGGAGCUUCCCGAGCCCGUCGUUCCCUUCUGCAAGUAUGAGGACUUCCUCACGUGUGCUCAGCUCCUGGCCAGAGACGAGGAGGAGGGAAUACAAGAAUUAGGGAAGCUAGUGAAGACCCUUCCAGCUGCCAAUUACAACCUUCUGAAAUAUAUAUGCAAAUUUCUGGAUGAGGUGCAGUCUCACUCAAAUGAAAAUAAAAUGGGUGUGCAGAACCUGGCCACCGUGUUUGGACCAAAUAUCCUCCGUCCCAACAAGGAGGAUCCAGUAGCUAUGAUGGAAGGCACCUCCCUUGUUCAGCAUCUCAUGACGCUGCUCAUCAGCAAUCACGAGCACCUGUACACUGAGAAACACUCAGAAACAUCACAGAACCAGACGGAGCUCAGGGACCAAAACCAGCAACUUCAGCAGUCCAACCUGGUGGACUGGAUCUCUGAGGAGGAUCUCCACACCUCGCCUCAGGGAAAGGGAGAGACAGCCGUCAGCCCUAGUAAGCAGACCAAGACGCUUCCAGGAUGGAAGCACACCUUCAGAGGCUCCGCGGUGGACGGUGGGAACUGGUUAAUGAACGGUCUGUCCUCACUGAGGGGACACCGCCGAACCUCGUCUGGCGAACGCUCCAGGGACUCGGGCUCCUCUCAGAGACUGUCUUCUUAUGACAACGUCACGUCUUCAUCGAGUCUGAGUGUGGACAGCAUGCCGUGGUCCAGCUCGUCCUGUGAGAUCUCCGUCACAGACUCGAGCGAGCCGCUGGGGACAGAAGACAGACGGAGCGAAGAGGAAGUCAAGCCUGAGGAACAGCAGGAGGAUGCUGAGGAGAAGCGUGCGAGCGGAUUGUUCUGUAGUGGCACUGGAAGCAUCACACCGGUCAUUAGAGUUGUAGAUGAAGACGGAGAUGCAGAAGAAAGCCCUUCGUCUCUGCUCAGCGUCGUGGCAGAACUGAAAGAAGAGCUGAGGAAGCAGAAACAGACUUAUGAAUCUAGAAUUGAAAAGCUGCAAGAGUCGAGUUCAGCCCUGUGGUCACAGAUAGAGAGACUCGAGCAAGAGAUGGAACAGGAGAGAAAAAGAAAAGUAAUGCUUGAGAUCAAACUGAGAAACUCUGAACGUGCUCGUGAGGACGCAGAGAGCCGCAAUCACCUCCUUGAGAAGGAGAUGGAAGACUUCUUCUCCACGUUGGGGGAUCUGGCUCUUGGAAGCCGGACAAGUGACAUUUAACGCAAAAAAUAAACACACCCAAAGACAUGAGGACCAGAGCACUCGGGCGUCUCCGUAAAUCAUGUGGACAAUUUUAAGUAUGCAAAAUAUAGUGUUCAUUAAAUCAUUUAAAAGGCCUUCCACUAUCACACUAAAUCUACUGGUUACUUUUCCCAAGAAGAUUGUUCCCAUCGUUUCAGCAGUGUAGCAUUUACUAAAGCCAUUUUACUCUUGACAUUUUAAAGGCGAUUUCUUUCCGGAAGCUUCAGGUGACAGAAACAAAUGGAACGUCUGGAUCUUGUCCUGAAAUCAGUUCAGAUGAAUCUUUUGCAUGUUCAGGGUUCCCAGUCUGAAUGAU